Symbiodinium pilosum is the source of this 1632-nucleotide messenger RNA. The record is from the annotation of a GenBank genome assembly. NCBI's taxonomy places the organism in Eukaryota, Dinophyceae, Suessiales, Symbiodiniaceae.
AUGAGGAUCAUGAACAAGUCCCGAUGGCCCCUCGCUGGGUUUGCCUUCUUCCUGCUCUUGGAGCACGCCGGUCGGGACUUUUCUUUGAUUCCUGAGGGGCCAGAGCUUCGUCGGCAUGUCACGCGUGCGAAAGCUGCCAACACAAUGGAGUUGUCGCCGGUGCACACAGAAUUUCCACGAGCGCUUGUCAAAUCUGCAUACAUUGAUGAGGAGGCGGUGGAAACUGCCUGUGCAGCCUUGGCGGUAAACGUCCUCAAAGGCAAUGUUGGCCAGGUGGAAGCUUUAAUGGUGGUGCUCAGAUCCAUGAUGCCGCCUGAGGAUGGAGCAGCAAAGGCACAGGGUCCACCACCCUUUGCAACCCUCGAGAAGUCAGAGCUGGUUUGGUCCGAACAUGAUUACAUGUCUGGUCCGCAGGAAAAUUUGCGCAUUUUGCAAAGCUACGAGGCCGAAUAUGCCAGACGAGUGUCUUUUUCGGAAGAAGGCUUCCGCGAUCCGAAGGUGCUUGCGGGAGCUCUGGAUCUUGCAGUUGCAUACUUGAAAAAUUAUGCCGUCGACAAGGCUGAUGCGCUGUAUGCCGCAACAGAACCAUAUUGCAUGGAACGUGGGCUUCCGUGGGAUGUCAAGUGGCUCCAGGAUUGUGCCACGCUGCGAUGCAAGCAGCAGAGGCAACCAGAGGCUGCGGUGCUGCUGGAAGAGGUGGCUAAACGCACACCUCCGCAUCCUGCGACGCUGAACAACCUUGGAACUGUUUACAACAUGAUGCGCGACCAUGAGAAAGCUCAAGAGUACUUCCUGGCAGCUCAGCAGGUAGCUGGACAUGAAGAACCUGACAAGGAUGACUUGUGGAACAUGGGGAUUGCCAAGAAGCACCUGGGCCAGUAUGAAGAAGCCCUACCCAUGCUGCUAAAGGCGCUUGAAGGUUGGAAGACUGAAGAGCCUGAUGAUGACGUGACGAUCGCAAAGCUGCAUGACACGGUGGGCAGUUGCUUUGAUUUGAUGGGGAGAUAUGAAGAAGCAGUUGAGCAGUUUGCCUCUGCCCGAUUGCUGUUUGGACGAAGCAUUGGGGCAGACAGCCCACUUUAUGGCAGCGCCUGCGAGGGUUUGACAAAGGCAUUGCUUCACGCGGGUCGGUACGUCGAAGCCUUUGACAGGUUGGAGGAAACCUUCCUGAAUCAUGCGCAGAAGGAUGCAAUCCACCCCACGCCAAUUUUUGAGCUGUUGGGGCUCGCUCUCGAAGAAUUCGUGGACAGAGGUGGUGUGGAUCCGCUGGAGCUUCAGCGGCUAGAAGCUCCUAUGGAAAUCGCCGUCAAAAACAUGGUUUACAGAGGGUUAGACAAAGAUGGCAAUGCUGGCGUGGUCUUCGAACGAAUGGCACAAGUCCUGCUUCGCUGUAGCAUGGCUCAAGGCGAUGAAGCCCGCCAGCGAAGCGCUGCAAGGCGCCGGGAGUUGGCGCGGAGCCUCCUAGGCCGGGCAGCACCACUUGUGGAAGAGACUACUCGAUCAGGAGAAGCCGACUUGUCGCAUAUCAGCGCACUGAUCACGAUGGAGCUCCAGGCUUUGGAUGCUCAGGAUGCCGUGUACAGAAAGGCCUUGGGGUCUGCAGGGCUGGGCGCACCAGCCUUGAGCCUCUGA